AAAAGAAAAAUGAUAACACUUCUCCACUAACUCACGAAAAACCUCACUGGAACCAAACCCUCACAGAACAAUCCCCUUCUCCGAUUUCUCUCUCUUGUCGUUCCUCCUCCGCAAGGCGCCACGCCUCAGCCUCCUGAAACUUCAUCUACCACGAUCAUCGGCGUCAACUGCCAGAGCUCGCGAACUGGGCCUUCGACUACUAUCUAAUGGGGUCGGAGCAGAAUCGAUUUCCUCAUCACGAAAGAAAUUUCAGUGGCCUUCAAGAUGAAUGCUGGAUAGAUUCUGUUGAUCUCAUGCUCUCUUCUGCUUGUUGAUAAAAGAAUGGAGUAUUAAUUGAAACAAAGACAAUAUGCAUCUAUGGGCACAAAAGCAUUAUCCUGAAAUGUGAAAAGGAAACAGCUAAGUAUCAAGCCAAAAUGAAAAUGGCUAUAAAAACCUAAAAGCUCUCCAAUCCCUCUGUUUAUAUUGUAUGUAAGAGAAGUCAAAAGCAAAAAUCCUAUACCAUAUCGAAAUUAAAGGUAGAGAGACCUUUGAAAAUAUGGCAUUCAUUUCUGAGUAAAUGCACUGAAGAACUGUAUAAACUUGCACUGCCACAUAAUUGACCAUAGCCUCCUUUUUCCUGCUAAAACCUUUUAAACUGUAUUAUGAAAAAAUUACUCAUGAGUUGCUGCCUCAAUUCUGGCACUUAAUGCUUGCUCAUUAAGAGAAAGCACUGUGUGAAGUCAAAAUCUUGGAAGUGGAGCUUGUCAUAGAAAGCACUAUAAUUUCUGAUUGAAGUAAUUAACCUCGUGACGAUUUAGAUUUAUGAUCAGGUCUGUGAAGGCAAAACUACAGGAUUGUAGGAUAGUAUGAUAAAUAUUGAAGGAGAAAUACAUUAAAAAAACAUAAAAAAUAUAAAGGCCAAACUAUUGUCUAUUAAUUAAUAACAGUGAGAUUACUAGAAUCAAGGUGCCAAAAGGAAGCUGGUCGCUUAACUUUGUGAUGUAUAGGAUGUUAAUGUAGAAAUCCCUUAACAGUUUUCAUAAAAUUUAGUUCAUAGAUAUAAACUUUGAUCCUGAAAGAUAUGUUGUGAUUGCUGACUGUAAGCUUUUGUUUGGCAUGCGUAAAAGUUAAGUGAUAAUAUGAAGUAUGUGUUGAUGUUUAUGUGGAACAGUGAAAAGAUAUAAAGAUGUUUAAGAGGUUCAAUUCUUGUUAAAUAUUUAAAAUUUCAAAAAGAACUUUAAAUAGUUACUGUUUCAUUUCAGAUGUACUUGUUAUUGAUCUCCUUUAAACUUUGUGUAAGUCUAUAUUGCUUCCCUUGCAUUAACAGCGAAAGAGAUGGGGAGGAUGCUGGGGUGCAUUUUCUUGUUUUGGUUCACAGAAAGGUGGGAAGCGCAUUGUACCUGCAUCUCGCAUUCCUGAGAGUAGCGGGCCAGCCUCUCAGCCAAAUGGACCUCAAGUGGUUGGGUUGACCAAUCAAGCCACAGGACUAGCUCCUUCUCUCUUAGCCCCACCUUCUUCACCAGCAUCCUUCACUCAUUCUGCCCUUCCUUCCACUGCACAAUCACCUAGUUGUUUCUUAUCCUUAUCUGCUAACUCACCUGGUGGUCCUUCAUCUACAAUGUAUGUCACAGGACCAUACGCUCAUGAAACACAGCCGGUGUCUCCUCCAGUCUUCUCAAACUUCACUACUGAGCCAUCAACUGCCCCUCUCACUCCUCCACCUGAGUUGGCUCAUUUAACAACUCCCUCUUCCCCAGAUGUACCUUUUGCUCACUUUCUCUCAUCUUCUGUGGAUCUCAAAAACAGUGAUAAGGGUAACUACAUCAGUGCAAAUGAUCUUCAAGCCACAUAUUCACUCUACCCUGGAAGUCCUGCCAGCAGCCUCAUAUCUCCAAUAUCAAGAAACUCGGGUGACUGUUUAUCAUCCUCUUUUCCUGAACGAGAGUUCCGUCCACAGUGGGAUUCAUCAUUGUCUCCUGAGAAUGGAAAAUAUCAGAGAACAGGGUCGGGGAGGGUAUCUGGGCAUGACACAAAUGGUGUCACUAGUGCAUCCCAAGAUACAAAUUUCUUUUGCCCUGCUACCUAUGCACAAUUCUACUUGGACCAAAAUCCUCCAUUUCCUCAUAAUGGUGGGAGAUUAAGUGUUUCAAAAGAUUCAGAUGUUCAAUCUAAUGGUGGAAAUGGACAUCAGAGUAGGCAUGCUAGAAGUCCUAAGCAGGAUGUGGAAGAAAUAGAAGCUUACCGGGCAUCGUUUGGUUUCAGUGCAGACGAGAUUAUAACUACCUCUCAAUAUGUGGAAAUUUCUGAUGUAAUGGAGGAUUCAUUUACUAUGAUGCCCUUUGCCUCUGGCAAGUCUACAAUGGAAGAAAACAUAGAGCCUUCUUUAAUGAAAGGGUUCAAAGCUCAGGAGACUCAGGUAGCAUUGCAGAGUCUUAAAAGUCUUGGCUCAGAUCCAGGUCCAGUAGGCAAGGAGGGACACAAUCAGGCCGCUAUAUAUCAAGGAUAUGAAGAUCUUAAAUCACAAAGGCAUGGUAGCAACAGCUCUGGGUUCAGCCCACCAGAGAACCCUACUUUUGUGGAUGAUGAGGAUAUAUUCUCAAAAAUGGAAUCUUCAAGAAUUAGCAGGAAAUAUAAGAUGGGGUUAUCGUGCUCCGAUGCUGAGAUUGACUACAGCAGAGGAAGAAGCUUACGAGAAGGAAAGCGAAUGUGAUUUGGCAUGACUAAGAAUUAAUCAGUUGAGAACAGAUUAUCUGUUAUCUGUGUAUUAAUUUGUAGCUUUGUUUUAAAAAAAGAAAAAGAAAUUCUUUACUUGGGGUUGUCUAAUAGAUGGGAUGACCUAACUUAGAUCUAACCGAUUCUGUCCAUCGUGUUUGACCAGAUCUUACUGAUCAAUGAAUGUAGUCUCUUUCUUCAAGCGAGUUCAGAUUAAUGUUUCAAGUGAAUGAA
Vigna unguiculata (cowpea) is the source of this 2928-nucleotide messenger RNA. RefSeq names its product hydroxyproline-rich glycoprotein family protein. The record is from RefSeq and is a predicted model, not a curated record. Lineage: Eukaryota; Viridiplantae; Streptophyta; Magnoliopsida; Fabales; Fabaceae.